AGUCAGCGUUACAUAGGUGCAUUACGCUAUAGUAAGAAGCAAACGACUAGCGCUUUCUGAAGCCAAAGGGACACAAAAAAGGCACAAGCAGCGGAUGGCCCCGCUGCUGGACCUCCAACAAAACUGCCACGUCAACCUAGAAAAAGACAGAACAUCCUAGAGCCUACGUCGACGUUGGGCUACCUACUUUGCAUCUUUUUAUGUCAAUCCAAUCAUGCCAGUGCGUGUACUCUGUCUUCACGGGCAGGGGGUGAACUCAGCCGUCUUCCAGAAACAGACAGAGGACCUACGCGAGAUGCUGCCUGCAGAUUACGACUUCCGUUUCUUCGAUGGCAAAUACGAAUGCGAACCAGCGGAGGAAGUGCGCGACCACUACCCGCCCCCGUAUCUCACUUGGUACAACACUCCGACCGUUGAGAAAGUCAAGGACGCGCAUGAGCAAAUCCGGCAGAUCAUCAAAACCCACGGCCCCUUCGACGCAGUCAUGGGCUUCAGCCAGGGCGCUGCUAUAGCAGCCUCUCUACUGUUGCACGAGGAACUAGAAUCCACGCCGUUGUCCUUCAAAGCCGCAAUUUUCAUCGGUUCGCCCAUACCAUUUGCCAGAACUACACAAGUAGGGAUUGAUGCGAGGGCUUACUUUGGCGUUCCCAACACGCUUCCAAAUGCGCACACCCGCCCGGAUCGCAUACCACCCCACUUGCUGACGGACCCUGCGUAUCUGCGUAAUCCCGCGCAGCUGGAGCGGGUUUCGUGCGAUAAUGUGCAGUACCAGAUGUUUCACCCCACGGCUGACGAGGUGCGCAUCAGAUUGCCGACGGGACAUGUCAUGGGUACGCAGGAUAAGUGGUUGUGCCACAGUAAGGAUUUGGUUGGGCUGUGUCAGGAGGAUUACAAGGUGGUAUUGCAGCAUCAUGGUGGGCAUGAGAUACCUAGGGCUUACACGGAAGAGAUUUGUGACGUUGUUGAGACGGUGUUCGGGGGACUGCUGUAGAAAGUCACGUGAGAUCGAAGGAUCAAAAUAUAUUUAUUAGUCAGACAUGUAGGCCUGUUAGCGCCUUACCAUGCAUAAUUACAGCGGCCCGUGAGACGCGUCGGGACGUCCUGCACGU
This is a messenger RNA of Alternaria rosae, 1109 nucleotides long. RefSeq names its product serine hydrolase FSH. The coding region runs from base 215 to 991 and encodes 258 amino acids. NCBI's taxonomy places the organism in Eukaryota, Fungi, Ascomycota, Dothideomycetes, Pleosporales, Pleosporaceae. The transcript has 3 exons. Gene Ontology annotation, cellular component: cytoplasm; nucleus. The record is from RefSeq and is a predicted model, not a curated record.